AGCAUGCGCAGGCGGGGCGGGCGGGGCUCUGCAGCUGCCGCCGGCCUGUGCCGCCCGCCGGGCGUCAGUGUGGAGCCAGCCCGCCCCGGGCCACGCGCGCUGCCAUGCUGAGCGGGGCGGGCGCCGAGCAGAGCGUUGCGGCUCCCAUCCCCGCUCCGGCCUCGCCCGCGGCGCUGGGUAACGGCGAGAGAAACAAGAGAGGGAAUAUAUGAAGGAGGAGGUGGAGGAUUCUGCUGAAGAUGAGGCGACUGAAUCGGAAGAAAACCUUGAAUUUGAUGAAAGAAUUGGAUGCCUUCCCAAAGAUUCCUGAAAGCUAUGUGGAGACUUCAGCGAGUGGAGGCACAGUUUCUCUGAUAGCAUUUACAACGAUAGCUUUCCUGACCAUAAUGGAGUUCAUGGUGUAUCGAGACACAUGGAUGAAAUAUGAAUAUGAAGUAGACAAGGAUUUUACCAGUAAGUUAAGAAUCAAUAUUGAUAUUACAGUUGCCAUGAGGUGUCAGUAUGUGGGGGCUGAUGUUCUGGAUUUAGCAGAAACAAUGGUCUCCUCUGCAGAUGGGCUAAUCUAUGAACCAGUAGUAUUUGACCUCAGCCCACAGCAAAAAGAAUGGCAAAGGAUGCUGCAGCUAAUUCAGAGUAGGCUGCAGGAAGAGCACUCACUUCAGGAUGUGAUAUUCAAAAGUGCUUUUAAAAGUGCUUCUACAGCACUGCCACCACGAAGAACACGGGAAGAUAACUCAUUACAGUCUCCAGAUGCAUGCAGAAUACAUGGUCAUCUCUAUGUCAAUAAAGUAGCAGGGAACUUUCACAUAACUGUGGGCAAGGCAAUACCACAUCCCCGAGGCCAUGCACACUUGGCAGCCCUUGUAAGCCAUGAGUCCUAUAACUUCUCUCACAGAAUAGACCAUUUGUCAUUUGGAGAGCUUAUUCCAGGAAUUAUUAAUCCUUUGGAUGGAACAGAAAAAAUAGCAUCAGAUCACAACCAGAUGUUCCAGUACUUUAUCACAGUUGUGCCAACCAAACUCCACACGUAUAAAAUUUCAGCGGAAACUCAUCAAUUCUCAGUGACAGAAAGGGAAAGAGUAAUUAAUCAUGCAGCUGGCAGCCAUGGGGUGUCAGGAAUAUUCAUGAAAUACGAUAUCAGUUCACUUAUGGUGACAGUGACAGAAGAACACAUGCCUUUUUGGCAGUUCCUAGUGAGGCUCUGUGGCAUUAUUGGUGGAAUUUUUUCAACUACAGGAAUUUUACAUGGCUUUGGAAGAUUUGUAGCAGAAAUUAUUUUUUGCCGUUUCAGACUGAACUCGUACAGAUCCACAUCGGUCUCACUUCCUGAUGGCCACUCAAGCAACCACUUACCUCUAAUUACAGACAACAGCACGCAUUAGCCACCUGAGGAUUUUCUUUCUUCCUACCUGAUAGAGAAGACACUUUUUUAUAAUAAAGAAAAUGUUGUGCAAUAUGCUGAGACAGUGCUGAUGGGCAGCAACAGUGCUGAUGGGCAGCAAAAAAUGAAGCCUUUACAAAAAAAACAAACGACAAACCAAUCAGCAAAACAAUUUGUGUAACUUUUUUUCUUUCUGUGUGCACGUGGAGUCAUAGGAGGUUGUGAGACCACUGAGGAGAACCAUCUUGUGGAGAUUAAAGGAGCAUUGCUGCCAGUACAGUACUCAUGGUCGAGCUGAACAUCUUUGUGAUGACUGCCAUUGAAGCACCUUGGUGAUCUCAGUUCUGUGCCUGGGAAGGCUCACAGACUCUGAGGGGAAAAGGGUAGAAAUGGGAUGUGUGGAAGGGCUGGGCAUCAGGCAGAGAAGGACAGUAAUAUUGCUGGGGUUCCUCUUGGGUGUACAAAUUGGGGUUUGGGUUUGCUUAUUCUUUCAUAGUGGUGAAGCUGAGGACGAAGAUGCAAUUCUUACAGGUGGGGAGCAAUCCUAGAAAAUCCUGAAGGGGGAGAUGAGAGAGAACUUGGGGAGUAAGGUGGAGUCCAAACCAUAAUGUUGGUCAUAGCAGCUGCCUUUCUCUAGUCCCACAGCUCCUUAGAGGAAGAAACAUAAUGAGGAGCAGAGGAGUUCCUCAGUGCUUUUCACACAACUGCUUUGGCAACAGUGAGAAUAUAACUUCUGGUGUUGUGGAAGUGCCCAAGGACUCUGAGGAUGGGCUCCAGUGUACACAGAUUUUUGACUUGGAGUAAGAAGCCUUUUACAUAGUGCAUUUGACUGUACUUUUGAUAAAAGGCAAGGCUCCCUGGCAAGAAAAAAAAAAAAUCAGGAUAUCUCUGUAUACCUCUUCCUUGGUAAAGGAAUUGCUUUGAUGAAACCUUUGUGGUACCCCUGGUGCUGCUAGUAUGUAAGCCAUGCUAUAUAAAUUCUGGAGAUGGGGAGGAAAAAGCAAGAAGCUGCUUUGCUUUGUUUCAGCUAAGUACUGCAGAAAGGUGGAAUUUGGGGUAGGUGGGAGGUCUGCUAGCCCAGGCAGGGAGCUGUGGAAUUCAACUUCAGGUGGCAGGUGACUUCAAGGAAUCUGAAUUAUCUCAUCAUCUGACAGAUCAUGAGAAGGGAUCUGCAGAAUUAAUCCUUAUUGUACAUGAAGGUUUUUGUAAAAUAAAUGAAGAUAGCAAUAUUGUAAAUAUGCUACUGAGAAUGAGUGUUGUUAAUGUAGAUGGUGCUUUGAGAAACUAAACAUCCUCUUACUGAUGAACUACUGCCAUACACCUGUGGUUCAACAGUUGCUCCACCAGGGUGAUAAUUAAUGAUAUGAUUCCUUCAUAGCAAGAUGGGUUUAAUAAUAUAUUAGGAGAUGAUGCUGACCCUGGCCUUACUCAACAUGGAAUGGAUAUUAUGAUUGAGAGGACUAACUAUGAAAAAUAAAAAAGUCUGUGGUGUUGUCA
Calypte anna (Anna's hummingbird) is the source of this 2878-nucleotide messenger RNA. It is a transcript of the gene ERGIC2, whose product is annotated as ERGIC and golgi 2. NCBI's taxonomy places the organism in Eukaryota, Metazoa, Chordata, Aves, Apodiformes, Trochilidae. The coding region runs from base 240 to 1382 and encodes 380 amino acids. The transcript is spliced from 15 exons. Gene Ontology annotation, biological process: retrograde vesicle-mediated transport, Golgi to endoplasmic reticulum; endoplasmic reticulum to Golgi vesicle-mediated transport. Gene Ontology annotation, cellular component: endoplasmic reticulum; COPII-coated ER to Golgi transport vesicle; membrane. The record is from RefSeq and is a predicted model, not a curated record.